GUUAGCCACGGCGUUGCAGCGUGCAGGAUGGCGAGGAGCACGGCAUUCAGAGCAGCUUGGCGGAUUGGGGGUAACUUUGUAGAACACCCUCGAACCUUGGAGAACAAUGGACGCGUGUUCAAAUGUAAUGCCCGAUUUGGUCGAUUUUAUUUACGCCUUGCUGUCCCCCUCCAGCACCUUUGUCCGUGCCCAUCAUGUCCGUCGUCGGUAUUGACUUUGGCACUCUCCACAGCAAAAUCGGUGUCGCCAGACACCGCGGAAUCGAUAUCAUCACCAAUGAAGUCUCAAAUCGCGCGACGCCGUCUCUGGUAGCCUUCGGCCCAAAACAGCGCGCGAUUGGUGAGGCCGCGAAGACGCAGGAGACUUCCAACUUCAAGAACACGAUCGGCUCGCUCAAGCGCCUCAUCGGCCGCACGUUCUCGGACCCGGAGGUCCAGGAGUUUGAGAAGAAGUUCCUGAACGUCAAGCUCGUUGAUGUACAGGGUACUAUUGGCGUUCAGGUCAACUACUUGGGCGAGCCCCAGACCUUUACGAUCACCCAGCUCGUCGCAAUGUACCUCGCGAAGCUGCGCGACAUCACCGCUGCCGAGCUGAAGAACGCUGUCUCGGACGUUGUCAUCGCCGUCCCGGGAUGGUACACGGAUGUGCAGCGCCGCGCGAUGCUCGAUGCCGCGCAGAUUGCGAACAUCAACGUCCUCCGCCUCGUCAAUGACCUGACUGCCGUCGCCCUCGGCUACGGUAUCACCAAGUCCGAUCUUCCUGAGGAUGGCGAGCGGAACAUCAUCUUCAUCGAUGUCGGUCACUCGUCCCUUAGCGCCUCAGCCGUCUCCUUCUCCAAGGGCCGUCUGAUCGUCAAGGCCUCUGCCUACGACCGCCGCUGCGGUGGUCGCGACAUCGACUACGCGCUUGUCCAGUACUUCGGCGAGCAGUUCAAGGAGAAGUACAAGAUCGACGUGCUCUCGAACCCGAAGGCGACCUUCCGUCUCGCGGCCGCAUGCGAGAAGCUCAAGAAGGUCCUCUCCGCUAACGCUGAGGCGCCCUUGAACGUCGAGUCCAUCAUGAACGACAUCGAUGCCACCUCGAAGCUCACCCGCGAGGAGCUUGAGGGCCUCGUCGAGCCCGUCCUCGCGCGCAUCCCCGCACCCCUUCAGCGCGUGCUCGAGGAGUCCGGCCUCACCCUCGAUCAAAUUGACGGCAUCGAGCUCGUCGGUGGCUCGACCCGUGUCCCCGCCGUCCGCGCCAAGAUCCAGUCCGUCUUCCCCGGCAAGGUUCUCUCGACGACGCUCAACCAGGACGAGGCCGCCGCGCGCGGCGCCACCUUCUCCUGCGCGAUGCUCUCCCCCGUCUUCAAGGUCCGCGAGUUCCACAUGACCGACAUCAACUUCUACCCAAUCAAGCUCGAGUGGGACCCGGUCCCGGGCUCGGACGACGACACGCCCGUCACGCUCUUCCCGCACAACAACGCCAUGCCGAUCGUCAAGGCGCUGUCGCUGCGCCGGAAGGAGCCCUUCGAUGUGCAGGCGGCGUACGAGGACCCGUCGAGUCUCCCCGGCGGCAUUAACCCCUUCAUCGGCCGCUUCACCGCGAAGGAGGUGCCGGCGAACCCGACGGGCGACUUUACGACCGUGAAGCUGCGCGCGCGCCUCAACAUCCACGGCAUCAUGGCCUUCGACUCGUACUACGUCGAGGAGGUCGAGGAGCGUGAGGAGCCGGCUGCGAUGGAUGUGGAUGGUGGCGAGGCAGCACCGCCGAAGAAGAAGAAGAUCGUGCGGAAGAGGGAGUUGCCGUUCAUUGCGCACAAUACCUCGCUCGACAAGUCGAUCCUGGAGCAGUACCGCGAGCAGGAGUCCCAGAUGUGGGCAUCCGACAAGCUUGUCAUGGAUACCGAGGACCGCAAAAACGCCCUCGAGGAGUACGUCUACGACACCCGUGGCAAGCUCGACGAGCGGUAUGCUGCCUACGUCCAGCCGGAGGAGAAGCAGAAGCUGCUCGAGGCUUUGCAACAGGCUGAGGACUGGCUCUACACCGAGGAGGGCGAGGACGCGACCAAGUCUGCAUACGUCGAGCGCCUGGACGCCCUCCACAAGCUCGGCGACCCGAUCACCUUCCGCUGGCGCGAGAACGAGGAGCGCGCGAAGGCGAUCGCCCAGCUGCGCGAGACGCUCAACAAUUACAUGGCGCAGGCGACCUCGGGCGAGGAGCGCUUCUCGCACAUCGCGGACGCGGACAAGCAGUCCGUCGUCGAGAAGGUCGCGACCGUGCAGAAGUGGCUCGACGACCAGAUCGUGCGCCAGAGCGAGCGCCCGAAGAACGUGGACCCGGUGCUGACGACGGCGGAGAUCGGGAAGAAGCGCGACGAGGUCAUCUACUUCGCCACGCCCAUCCUCACGAAGCCGAAGCCGAAGCCGCCUGUCGUGCCCGGUGCGGGCUCGGGCACGCAGACGCCCAAGGGCGAGGCGCCCAAGACGGAGACGCCCCAGCCUGAGAAGAAGGACGAGGGCGCGCAGGGCCCCUCCGAGAUGGAUGUAGACUAAAUUAGACCCGCCUACUGACGACAGCCUGGGAUGAUUCUAGUAGUGUAUCUGCCGUAGAGCGCCAACUGUAGCUAUAAUGUGAGAACUGUAUUUCAGAUCAUCCUGGAUGUAUGACCCUCACUCGACUCAUGACUUGCCAUGCAAGAAACGGUCAUUGUCAACCGUGGGAAUUCUUCGUGACUG
This is a messenger RNA of Schizophyllum commune H4-8, 2717 nucleotides long. RefSeq names its product heat shock protein 70. The record is from RefSeq and is a predicted model, not a curated record. The transcript has 5 exons. NCBI's taxonomy places the organism in Eukaryota, Fungi, Basidiomycota, Agaricomycetes, Agaricales, Schizophyllaceae. Gene Ontology annotation, cellular component: cytosol; nucleus. Bases 195 to 2534 code for a protein of 779 amino acids. Gene Ontology annotation, molecular function: ATP binding; ATP-dependent protein folding chaperone. Gene Ontology annotation, biological process: protein folding.